Temnothorax curvispinosus is the source of this 1432-nucleotide messenger RNA. Its product is annotated as G-box-binding factor. The record is from RefSeq and is a predicted model, not a curated record. Bases 177 to 884 code for a protein of 235 amino acids. NCBI's taxonomy places the organism in Eukaryota, Metazoa, Arthropoda, Insecta, Hymenoptera, Formicidae. Gene Ontology annotation, molecular function: calcium ion binding. The transcript is spliced from 6 exons.
CCACGUCACUGUCAGUCGGCGUGGUUUCGGCACAUCGUACGGUUUUCCUGAGACGUGAGUGACGUGACUCGCGAACGGCGGCUCGCUCGUAACCUCGUGGCGGUCGAUGAACGAAACGUUCACGCAGAUGACAAGCUACCUGGACAUUUCCUAGCGUAAACGAGAGCGUAACGAAGAUGCAUUGGACGCUGUGCGUGCUGAUAAUCGGGUCGUUCGGAUGCAAAUACAUCCUCGUCCAGGCGCAACGAGUUCCGCCCGGCGUACCGCCUCAGCAUUAUCAGCAGCAACAAAUGCCGCAACAUGCGCAGCACGUGCCGCAGCAACAGUAUCAAGUACCAGCGCAGCAACAGGUUCCCCUUCAGCAAGCAUCAAUGCAGCAAGUACCCAUGCAACAGCAGGUACCUGUACAGCAGCAAGUACCUAUGCAACAGCAAGUACCCAUGCAACAGCAAGUACCCAUGCAACAACAAAUUCCUGGUCAGCCUCAGAUUCAACAACCACAUGGGCAUGGUCAUGGGCAACCUCAGUUACUUAAUACCGCCAACAUAGCUCACGAGAAAGAACAUAUCGCCGAGCACGCUGACGUUCCAAUAGAUACCAGCAAGAUGACAGAUCAGGAGCUGCAGUUUCACUAUUUCAAGAUGCACGAUGCAGAUAAUAACAAUAAGUUGGACGGUUGUGAGUUGAUCAAGUCGCUUAUACAUUGGCAUGAACAAGGUAGUCCGGAUUCUCGUACGCACGGCGAUAAAUUAUUCAAGGAUGAGGAAUUAGUGCAAUUGAUAGAUCCGAUACUUAGCAUGGACGACAGUAAUAACGACGGCUAUAUCGAUUACCCAGAAUUUAUCCGAGCCCAACAAAACGCCGCAGCUAAUACGCGUACAUAGUGGUGAAUCGAAAUUUAAUAUGAACUUUUAAAAGAGAUUGUGCAAAGUCGAAGGAACAUGGAGGGAAUGUUGGAUUUUCGUUAUGGAUUAUUCAUGAUGCAUUAUUGACACGUCAUUUAUCCUAUGUACAUGAUGAAGCAGAAUCAGUACUUGUGGUAAUUCAUCCUUUAUCAAAUUAAUUAUUGAGUUAUAAGCAAGAAAACUAAGAAAACAGUUGAAUAUAAAAGAGAGGAAACUUUUUUAAUAUUAGUUAUACACAUUGUCUAUGUGUUAUACACAUAUAGACAAUACAUAAUUUGAAAAAUUGUAUACUUGAACAAAAUAUUGUAUAAUUAAAGAAAUGAUUGAGGAGUAUUCUUCUUGAUUAUUGCUUGAUUAUGCUCGACGAGAUUAAUUUUACAAUGAAAGCGUGUGCUGCGUAUUAUGGUGUAAGAUCACAAUGUUCUAUUGUUACUAAAUAAGUUUUUUGAUAUAUUAGAAGACUAUUUUUAAACGAGAAUAUCUUAUAGAAUAUCUCGGACUCUGUUAAUAAAUAAAAUGGUCAUUUA